Molecule: messenger RNA, 1455 nt
Organism: Salmo salar (Atlantic salmon)
Lineage: Eukaryota; Metazoa; Chordata; Actinopteri; Salmoniformes; Salmonidae
Product: caspase-14
Biological process (GO): proteolysis; regulation of inflammatory response
Cellular component (GO): IPAF inflammasome complex; AIM2 inflammasome complex; NLRP3 inflammasome complex
Molecular function (GO): cysteine-type endopeptidase activity
Source: RefSeq, a predicted model, not a curated record
UAUCACCCCCUUCAAGCAUCCGCCUCCUGCCAGAGCUGACUUUGAAGACAAAGGGGCAAGUUCCUGUUACCGUAAACAUUUCUGAGAUUGUAUAGCAAGGCUACGUUGGUGUUGUUGAAUCUUUGUCUUGAGGUCUCUGGAGUCUUAAGGUCUACAUGAGGCAGACUGUAAGAUGGAUAGGUAUGAGUUAACUAAGAGCCGUAGAGCCUUGAUUCUUUGUGACAUGAGGAGAAGUGGAGCCAAACAUGAUGUUCAACGAAUGGAAAAGCUCUUCAAAGGGAAUGGCUUUCUUCACACAGCAGUUAAUGCCCUUAAUCAAAAAAAAGUGAUAACUGAAUUCAGGAGAUUUCGAGACCAACUGCCAGAUGACGUCGGUUGCCUCAUGGUGGUGAUCAUGUGUCACGGUAGACUAGGACACAUCUCUCUGUCUAAUGGGGAGGAGAUACAGCUGGAGACAAUCUACCAGCUGUUUAACAACAGCCAGUGUCCAGCCCUCCGUGAGAAACCCAAGCUCUUCGUUGUACAAGCCUGUAGGGGAGUGAAGGAGCAUCCGCGACACCUUUACACGGAUGGAAGUAAAGAAUCUGGUCCUUCGACGCCAAAGUUGCUUCCCACAGCGUCUGACAUCAUGGUUGUGUAUGCCGUGUGUCCAGAAAAACUGGCGAUUAUACACCCGGACUAUGGAUGCCCACUAUUUGUGGAGAUGGAGAAGGUGUUUGAGGAUUUUUCGACUUCCCGCCACAUGUACGAGCUCUUCACCAAGGUGAACAGAAGUCUGGACAGAAGAGUUGAAAAGCAUGGAUUCACACUUGAUAGGGAGGCACCACAUAGAGAAGCCAAAACAGACCGACUGAUACUCAUUGAUCCAGCAGUUGUGAGUGACAUAGGGCGCUCACUUCAUAUCGUGAGCUCUCUGACCAAAAAGUGGUACCUUUGAAAGCGAGUGAAAGUUCCAGUAAGGAAAACAUGAGAAUAAGAGAUGGAGAGAUCACAGGAGAGGAGAUAAUGACUAACAAAAAUAUUAAUGCUAAAUGUCUCGGGUCAAUAAAGUGCAUUGAUCUAUUUGAUUUGGCAGGACUGUGAAAGAUAUUGACAACAUGUACAAGUUCAGGAAGGUCCCGUCCUGUUUCGUUCCAUUUUGCUUCCAUGUUGUCAGAUCAGGACAUGUUCAUAAUUAGUAGUUUUUUCUAAACUAAAUGAAUUAGAUACUGAGUUUGAUAAACUCUAAGAAAGGCAUUUUUGUUUGUGCAGUCUUUUCAUUUAUCAUUCAUCACUUUUUAUUCAUAAUUUAUUUCUUAAUCAAGUAAUCUAUAGUUCUUCAAUCUGACCACACUACAGGAUUGUAGUAGAGUAUAUAAUGUUUUGAUAUCUUAUGGGGGUCAUUUGACAGUGAUUUUAUUUUAUAUUCUUAACCCAAAAGUUGAUUGUUUUACAAUAAAAAAUAUUUUAGUUUGA